Amborella trichopoda is the source of this 7663-nucleotide messenger RNA. The record is from RefSeq and is a predicted model, not a curated record. NCBI's taxonomy places the organism in Eukaryota, Viridiplantae, Streptophyta, Magnoliopsida, Amborellales, Amborellaceae.
UAGUACUCUCUCUCUACACUUUCUUCUCCCAUUUCUUUUUGUUCCAAGCUUGUUUCUCUCUCUAAAACUCAUUUCAUUCAUUACUUGUCUCUGCUCUUUCUUCUACAAUUUUUUUUUUUACUAUACUUGUUUCUCUCACUACUAAUUGUUUCUCUCACUACAACUUCUCUCUCUACAAUUUUUUUUUGUUUUGACUGGAGGAAUUUAUGGGAAGAUUUCUCGGAGAUUUGAGCUCCAUAACAACAAGGAUUUUCCACACGCUCUGCAUUUCCUAGCAAGCAUGGUUUCUCUUUCCUAAUUUUCCAUGGCUUUUUCAAGAAAAACUCAGUUUUCCUUUCUCAGUUUUAUAUUAAAUUUUUUCCUUUUCUUUGGGUACUGAAAUUGUAAAGAUCCAUUUGUUGGGUCAAGCUUUUGGGUCUAUUUCUCCGCCCCCAAUCUCGUGAACUGGGGGUAAUGGGGAGCGCAGAGGAAAAGGAAGCUCUCGACAAUGGUGGUUUUCAGGCUUGUUGGGUCUCUUUCAUGAAGAAAUUUCAGCUCAAAAAAGUCUAAUUUUUUGCAGGUUUAGCCCAAAUGAAUGAGCUCUGGUGUUUUCGAGCUUGUUGGGUCCCGUUCAUGUUGAAGUUUCAGCUGAGAAAAUCUCUCUGUUUCUUUUCUGCAGGUUUAGCCCGAAAGAUGAGCUCUCCAGCUAUCAGAUCUCUCAUAAUUUGGUCAGGUUUCUCUAACCCUCAUCCCUCUUGAGAAACACCAGAAAAAAAGAAAAAACAUCUCCUUUUAUUCCCCUAAUUUUUUGUCGGGUGUGGCUAAAAUUCGCCAACGCCAUUUGGAAUAGAAAGCUCCAAGCUUUAGGAUCCGGAAAUUUCAGAGCUUGAGAUGGACAAUAAAGAAGCUCAAUAUGGUGGGGUUUUCACACCUCUGAAACCAAUUCCAACAAAAGGAAGACUGGCUUUCGGAGAUCAGGUACAGAGAGAGGGCAUUGGAGCACGAUGGCUCAAAGACUCAAGCAUAGAGGCCGGUCCGUUCAAUUUCAAGUAUUGCCAACAAAAUGCAGCUUCUCUACAAAGUUUAGGAACAAUCAGCUCAAUCAGCAUUCAGGAACAAAUGCGAGAUCAACCUGCUCAAAAUAGUGAAGGGUUUUAUUCAAAUGUUUAUGAAAACGUGGCUUCAACUAUAGGUUCCGGCAUCCAAUUCAGAGGGGGCAUUCCUCUCUUCUUUCCGGAAGCUUCUAGAAGGUUCUCAAACCUUCUGGAGACCUCUAGAAGCAGGGGCAGCUGCAUGCUUCCCCAUCCUGCAAUGUCCAGUUCACAGACCUAUGAUAACCAGAUGGGAUUAGUAGUGGCUAACCUUCGCAGGGUGUCGAAUGCCAGCAACUCUCCUCACCUUCCACCAAGUGGGUUCCCUGUUCCUUACAAUCAUUUGUACGACCACAAGUUGCCAUGUAAACCAGUAGCAAACAUGAGUUCAACUCAGGAUAAUGCUUCUCCUCUAGCACCAGUAACACCAGAUAAGAGUAACAUGGAAGAAAGGAUCAGAAACAACCAAUCUCCAUUUCCUACUGAUUUCCAUUUAGAGAGAAAUUUACAGCCCAGAGUCCAUCCAAUAACCCCAUUGGAAAACACUCCACUACAGCAUAGUGUCUUGCUGGAAACAUCGCCACAAAAUACACCAGAGCCCUGGGACUUGUCAGGAAUUUUGCUGCAAAAGACAUCACAACCAAUGCUCUUUCCUGAAAAUUCACCAGGAAAUAUUCCACAACCUAGAAUCUGCCUGGAAAGUACUACACAGCCUAGAAUCUGGCCAGAAAGUACUCCACAGCCUAGGGGCUCACUGGAAAAUGAAACCGGAGAUAUAUGUCUCAACCAAGUUGGCUUUAAUCUAGAGGAUUCUUCCCAAGAGAAAGAACACCAGAAUGUGGAAAAGAGUGAAGCUCAUGGCAUAGACCUGAACAAAACACCUGCUCAAAAACCAAGGAGGAAAAAGAUUAGGCCCAAAGUGAUUCGAGAAGACAAGCCCAAAAGAUCCCCCAAGACUGCAACCCAGAAAGAAAAAGUACACCGAACACCAAAUACUGCAAGUCCAAAAGAAAAUGGAUCAGUUAGGAAGAGAACUCCAGGAAGAACUCCCAAGGCUCUGAUGACCCGCCCAGAAGCCAUAACCAGCCCUGCUACUAUGGCCCCCAAUUUUGGCGCCACUGCAGGUAUGGCCGCCAGUGUUGGUGUCACUGCUAAUUUAGCAACCAAAUUUAGUGGUGCUUCUAGUUCAACUGCCAAAGUUGGUGAUGCCACUGGUUUUGCCACCAAAAUUGGCACCAUUUCAUGUAGGCGGGUUUUAAACUUUGACGCUGAAAUCUACCAUAAAGACGGGGCCCUGGAAAAAGUUGCAAUGCCCCAAGAGAAACUACAGUCCGGGGGGGAAAGAUCUGAACCAAUUAUACAAAUUCAAGAUGGACAUUCAAGUGUGGAGAAACCAAGAGUGGAAAAGCCAUUCGAUCUGAACCACACAUUACCCCAAAUGCCAGACAGCUACCAACCACUGCCAAAUCCAGCUGUGAGUAGCUCAUUAAAUCUACCAAAUCCAGAGUUGCAGUCUUCAUUGAAGAGAAAGAUGAAUGCAAAGGACCAUGCUCGGAAGAGAAAACAAGUGAAAACUCCUCAAAGAUUGCAUGGGAAAGCACAAGAAACAAACCAUUGUCCCGAGAAGCAGCAAUUUCCAGCACAAGGAGCCAUGCCCCAAAUGCAGAGGCAGCCAACCACCCCAGAUAUGUUUAAUCAAAAUCUUCAGUUCAGGGAAUCAUACAUGGGCAUGGUUCAGCAAUACAGUCUAUUCAAUGAAAGCAGCAAAAGAUACAGAGUGUUUCUUCCACGUUUGCAAGUCAACAAGAUCCAGAGGAACUUGGAGCCUACACAUAUUGAGAAUUCCUCUGUUUCAACCGCAAAAGAGGGAGAAACCUUGCAGAGUUCUGCUAUAAGGGAAUCCAAUGCCAAUAAAAACCUAAGAAACAGCACAAUCUUUGCACUACAAAGCACGAACAGAGAGCACCCAGGUGAAAGCUGGGUCUCUGAUAAAAGUUCUGGUGAUCCCUCCUCAAGUAGUGCUACAACCAGGCAUGGUGCCCCGGACAAUGGUGUUACAAGAGAAAAUCUAACCAAAGAAGCACUGUCAAACAAUGUAAAUGGAGAAAGCAUGGCCAUUUUCGAUCUCAAUGCCCAUAAUGAUAUGAUGGCACCAGCUACCCAUGUGGAAGAAAAGGCAAAGGAUGAAAGUAAGAGAGACUCAGAUCUAGUCAAUGGCUUGGACCCCUAUCAAUUGGCUAAGAAGUACAAUUUCAAAUUGAUAUCAGAACCUGCUUCUAGUACAGUUGAGCAAGCACCAGCUCCUGUUACAAAGAGGAAGAGACGUGCAAAGAAGGAACCUCACCUUAUUGAAACUAUGUCUUCCCCCAACCAAGGAGCCUCAGAGUGUUAUAAGAUUAAUGCUUGUGAAGAUCAAAGUUCCUCCAUGAAAUCUCAUUUAUAUUCUCCCAUGCCACAAAAAGAUGGCAUCUUGAGUGCAGCUCCAUUCCAGAAUCCUCAACCAGGAGGGUGGCAUAUUCUUCCAAACAAGUACAUUACCGAUAGCCAAAGUAGCAGCAAUUUACAAAAGGGGCCAAAAGCAAAAGAGGCAAUCUUAGACCCUAUGGGUAUAAUUGUCCAAAAGAUGAACGCUCUUGCGAUUGUUGAUAAGAGCAUAGAAACCCCAAACGAUCGAGAACACAAUCAGCUGGUGCCUUACAUUGGUGCAGGUGUAGUGAUACCAUAUGAAGCUCCAAAGAGGCGCUUGAGGGCCAAAGUCGAUCUUGAUGAGGAAACGACUAGGGUUUGGAAGCUUUUGCUGGAAAAUGACACAGAUGGUCUAGAUGGAGCGGAGAAGGACAAGGAGAAAUGGUGGCAAGAGGAACGUCGAGUAUUCUGUGGUCGGGCAGACUCGUUUAUAGCACGCAUGCAUCUGGUGCAAGGAGACAGGCGCUUCUCCAAGUGGAAAGGAUCUGUUGUGGACUCAGUAAUUGGAGUAUUUCUAACCCAGAAUGUGUCUGACCAUCUAUCAAGCUCUGCAUUUAUGGCACUUGCUGCAAAGUUUCCUCUCAAGAAAGAAAACAAGAAUACAAUGGCUCACCCAGAUCUAAUGAAGAUGUCUUCUCAAGAACCAGAAAUUGUCAUCCUGGAAGUGGAUGAAACAAUCCAAUGGCAGAGAGAUUUGUCAGGCACACAAAUCCCCAGCGAAAGUCCUAUGGUCCCUCCUGACAAUGAAUGCAGACCAGAGCUUACAAAGGAAAUAACACAGUGUAAUGAAUCAUAUGGGAGUAAUAUCAUGGAUGAAAAAGAAAGCACAUUACAAGGUACGCACCUACCGGAGCAAAAAAUAAGGCAGUUAUCAUACGGAGAAGUACUUGAGCAUCAGAUACAAAUCCCAACGACAGCAAAGGCCAAAAUGAGUUUGGCGGAAGCUGAAAGUAGCGAAUUGAUGCCAAACAUUGUUCCUGAUUUAAAUUCGUCUCAAUAUUCCACUUCUACAGCCCAGACUUUUGAGGCAUAUGGGUCAAGUUCAGGAUCCACUCCUGAUAUAGAGGAUCUUGUGACCUGUAGCAAUCAGAACUACCUAUAUGGCUCACAAUCCUUUAUGGAUCUUCUUAAUUUGGCAGAGACAAACUACUUCAGGGACAUGUACAUAAGUGGUAACUUCACUGUGUCAUCUAAGGAGUAUAUUGCAAGUGCAUCAGACCACUUCGAAAGUAUGUUGUAUGGGAAGAAGAUAUCAAGCUCCCAUCAGUCAGGUUAUCAAAAGGUCUCAAGUUCAUUAUCGAAUGAUAGCAGCCUUGUAAUCCAGACACAAGUUGAGCUGGAGAAAACAUUGGAUGAAGAACCUUCUAAUGGUUACAAUUUCAUAGGUACAGAAUGCGCUGAAGUGUCAGUUGGAGCAAACAAGUCUCCUUUACUUUCAGCUGAUUCUGAAACUGCAGCUGAGAGUUGCACCAACUGCACAGGAAGACAAGCAGAUUCCAAUAAGGAAACUGCAUCCGAACUCAUUAAUCUACAAAACGCAACUUAUGGCACCCAGCCAUUCCUUACAAGUGCAAUGUUUGCACAAAUAUCUGAUGACCAAAUGCAUUCUUCACCCUCAUCCGUAACACGAAACCCCAGAAGAGAUUCUAACUUUAGCAAUAUCUUGGAAAAGGAGAAGUGGCAAAGCACAACUCAGGGAUCAAAUGGCACUUCCCAAAUCAUUAUAGAUUUAUUAGAUGAUCACGAACAUAGUUUCCCAGAAAAAUCAGCAAAGCAGAAUCUCUUGUCUGAAAGCCCUCCAAUGGCGAAAGAUGCAAACCAUGCUGCAACUCUCAUGAAUUUACAACCAGAAGGCAAGAAGAUACUGGAACAAUGCAGUUCAAGUUCGCUAACAUGUCCUCCAGAUGUAGCUGAAUGCUCUAGAAAAUUGGAUGGCAAGAUACCAUUAGAAAACAUUGCAGAUGGCCCAAGUUCAAAGGAUGAAAGUUCAAGUGUAACAAACGCAAUGAGUGGAAAAAUGGAAGCAAAAGAAAAGAAGGUAAGGACCCCAACAGUCAGAAAAAAGGUUUUCGACUGGGAGGCAAUGAAAAAGCAUAUAAAGCCUUGCACUAAGGAAAGAAGUCCUGAAACACAAGAUUCAGUAGACUGGGAAGCAGUGAGAUGUGCUGAAGUAAAUGAAAUAGCUGAUACCAUCAGGGAAAGGGGAAUGAAUCACAUGCUUGCAGAAAGAAUAAAGGAUUUCCUCAACCGGCUGGUCACAGAGCAUGGAAGCAUCGACCUGGAGUGGUUAAGAGAUGUUCCACCUGAUAAAGCAAAGGAAUAUCUCUUAAGCGUUAGAGGAUUGGGACUCAAGAGUGUGGAGUGUGUCCGCCUACUAACACUUCAGAAUCUAGCUUUCCCAGUUGAUACAAAUGUUGGUCGUAUAUGCGUACGUCUUGGAUGGGUGCCACUUCAACCGCUACCAGAGUCACUUCAGUUGCACCUUCUCGAAAUGUAUCCAGUGCUGGAGUCAAUUCAAAAGUACAUAUGGCCUCGUCUAUGCAAGCUUGACCAAAGAACAUUAUAUGAGCUUCACUAUCAAAUGAUUACAUUUGGAAAGGUUUUCUGUACGAAGAGCAAGCCAAAUUGUAACGCAUGUCCAAUGAGAGGAGAAUGCAAACAUUUUGCCAGUGCAUUUGCAAGUGCAAGACUUGCUCUACCAGGUCCACGAGAGAAAGGCUUAGUAGGUAGGAUGAAUCCAUAUAUGACAAUGAAUGAGCAAAACUCACAUAUACAUCCACUGCCCCUACCCCCACUGGAGACAAUGCCACUCUCACAAGAAGGUCAGGACAGCAAAAAGUGUGAACCCAUCAUUGAAGAGCCAGCAACCCCAGAACCUGAAUGCAUAGAAAGCUCAGAAAUUGACAUUGAGGACUCUUUAUGGGAAGAUCCUGAAGAAAUUCCAACAAUUGAUCUCAACCUCAAAGGCCUGUCACAAAAUGUUCAGACUUACAUGGAAGAAAACCAUAUGGGACUCCAAGAUCCUGAUAUGUCAAAGGCAUUGGUAGCUUUAACUCCAGAAGCUGCUUCAAUUCCGAUGCCAAAACUCAAGAAUGUGGGCAGACUGCGUACUGAGCACCAAGUGUAUGAACUUCCAGACAACCACCCACUUCUCCAAGAUUUGGACCAAAGGGAGCUCGAUGAUCCAUGCACCUAUCUUCUUGCCAUAUGGACUCCUGGUGAAACAGCAGAUUCAAUUGAAUCUCCAGAAAUGUGCUGCAACUCCCAAGCAUCUGGCAAAUUAUGUGAGAAAGAGACAUGCUUCGCUUGUAACAGCAUACGAGAAGCUAAUUCCCAAACAGUACGAGGAACAUUACUGAUCCCAUCGCGAACGGCAAUGAGAGGGAGUUUUCCACUCAAUGGUACCUAUUUUCAAGUCAAUGAGGUAUUUGCUGACCACGAGUCCAGCUUGAACCCAAUUGCGGUUCCUAGAUCAUGGAUAUGGAAUCUUCCCAGACGAACUGUUUACUUUGGAACAUCCAUCCCAACAAUAUUUAGAGGUCUUACCCUACAGGAAAUUCAGUAUUGCUUCUGGAGAGGAUUUGUAUGCGUACGGGGAUUUGACCAACAAUCCCGUGCGCCACGCCCCCUAUUAAGCAGGUUACACUAUCCGGCAAGCAGGCUAACCCAAAACAAGAAUGGACCCAAAAAGGAGGUCUCAGCAAACUCAAGCACAAAUCCAGUGAAGUCCUAACCGCGUGUUGAUUCAAAUGCAAACAAACUGACCAACAAAAAGCAUUUUAUUCAAGGUUGGCUCAAUCAGAUGCCUCCACCAUAUGUUGAAUGGGAACUAGAACGCAGCAGUAGUGUAGGAACCCAUGGAGUACGUGGGUUUGUAAAUGAUUCUCAUUGUUUAAUUGCACAUGCUCAGAAUCGAGCCAUUCUUCUAAUGUCAGUUCAUCAGAGGUAAGUCAAGAAAUUGCACGGGAACACCAAAAGUUCUCACGUGCGUUGAUGUUUAACAAUUUAGGGCUGAUUGAGAAGGGCACAUGUGCUCAUAGGAAGCUCCAGUUGUACACAAAUGAGAAAUUGAACUUCAAUAAAAAUCCAUCGCAAUAUAAGGAUGUGCUACGUACAUUUUUUCAAAU